AUGAGCUGUCACAUAUGCGCCUCCUCCCACUCCCGCCUGCCAUUGCUCUGUCCAACAUGCGCCCGCAAUCUUCUUUACCGGCUGCGUCUGGAAAACACCCAGAUACUUCUGGAGAAGGAAGCCCUAGGGCGCCAGGUUGAAGCUUCGCUUUCUUUUGAUGGGUCCCACAAACAAUCUGCAACGACUGAAGGGAACCGCCCAGAUACCGAUCAUGAGAGCUCUCGACGCUGGGCCUUGCAGGCUAUUUCCAGCCAACAAGCUACUUCGUCGGUUAGGAGAGAAGAUAUAAAUCGGCAUAUCGAAGCCUUGAAUGAGGAUAUCAGGGCCAAGAAGGCUCAUAUUUCAGAACGCAAGGCGACUCUGUCCCGCAGGCGUUCUGAUGCGGAUUCAGCGCAGUAUCAGCUGGAGGAGCGGGAGGCCGCGACCUUGACAGGCAUCCAGAACACAAGCAAAAGAACAGAGCAUCUCUGGCAUUCCUUGCACAGCAAGACAGCAGAAGCCCGAAUUUUUCUAUGUCGGGAGGCUGCUCAUAUUUACGGCCUACGGCAAAAGACGUCGAGGAGGAAUGAGGCCGGGUUAGCCUACGUGCUGGGAGGAGUUUCCCUGGUAGACUUGAAGGACAUGAAUGGAAAGUCUUCUGUAUCGCGCGCGCUCUCUAUAUCUACGUCACUAUCUAACAUUGCUCGACUCCUUGUCCUCGUCUCGCAUUACCUUUCCCUCAGGCUCCCCGCUGAAAUUACUCUUCCACACAAAAACCAUCCUAUUCCCACAAUAUUUUCCCCCGCGGCAUCGUACCAGUCGCAUGAACUGCCAGAUGGAGCCGUCGGCCCUCGGUCUGUGACAUCCAGCCCAACGACAUCCAAAACGAGAGAUACGCGAGCUCAGCCGCGACCUAGGCCACUGCUUAUUGACAAGCCUCUACCCCGGUUAGCCAAGGAAGACCCUGGAACCUAUGCUCUCUUUCUCGAGGGAGCCACCCUCCUCGCUUGGGAUGUCGCUUGGUUGUGCCGGACGCAAGGAAUCAACCUAGCCUCGGACUCAUGGGAAGACGCAUGUAACAUCGGCAAGAGCAUGUGGCAGCUUCUGGUCGCUCCACCGGCCCAGACGUCCAAUUUGAUGCGCGCUUUUGCUGGCCGGGACACACAGGCCCGGAUGAAGCCCACCAAAGACACUCCACAGACGACCAUCCAGCGCACGAAGUCAUUCCCUAUGCUAGGCCACUACUCUCAUGGCACUGCGCACUCUUUUCUCGGCGCAUCCGAAGGAACUGAGUUUAUACGAUCAUGGAAACUGCCGACCCCAACGAAGAUUGCGGACAAAUUGAAAUCAAGUCUUCUUGGAGAGAUGGCAAGCGCGGAAUGGGAACUACUGGAAGAGAAGGAAUGGGAUGACGGCACUACAGAGCCCCAUCUACCAGCGGUAUCGACCGCGCACAAUGAAUCGAACACCCUCAACUCACCCGCCUCCCAAAACAAGCCAAGCGAGGACCUAGACACUCAAACAUCUCCGCAGGUGUCAGAUGAAGCUCGUCGGCCGAAAGGCACGAGUGGUUGGACGAAGCUGAACAGUAGAUAG
Penicillium cinerascens is the source of this 1575-nucleotide messenger RNA. Its product is annotated as Atg14 domain-containing protein. Gene Ontology annotation, biological process: SNARE complex assembly. Gene Ontology annotation, cellular component: lytic vacuole; endosome. The transcript is spliced from 2 exons. Gene Ontology annotation, molecular function: SNARE binding. The coding region runs from base 1 to 1575 and encodes 524 amino acids. The record is from RefSeq and is a predicted model, not a curated record. NCBI's taxonomy places the organism in Eukaryota, Fungi, Ascomycota, Eurotiomycetes, Eurotiales, Aspergillaceae.